Molecule: messenger RNA, 1112 nt
Organism: Dunckerocampus dactyliophorus (ringed pipefish)
Lineage: Eukaryota; Metazoa; Chordata; Actinopteri; Syngnathiformes; Syngnathidae
Gene: hsd11b1la
Product: hydroxysteroid (11-beta) dehydrogenase 1-like a
Exons: 6
Coding region: 66-929 (287 amino acids)
Cellular component (GO): intracellular membrane-bounded organelle
Molecular function (GO): oxidoreductase activity
Source: RefSeq, a predicted model, not a curated record
GCAAAGUGGCUCAGGAAUCCAGGGAUUUACUUUUCAUUUAAUCUAAUUUACAAUUAGUGUACGACAUGAAAACGCUGACUAAAGUCCUGCUAGCAAGUGCUGCUGUUGCACUGCUCGCUGUCAAGUGGACUGCACCCACUUUCAAUGCAGAAUCCCUCCGAGGUGCCAAAGUCUUGGUGACCGGCGCUAGCUCUGGCAUUGGUGAACAAAUGGCCUAUCACUAUGCCACCUUCGGGGCUCAGCUUGUUAUUACUGCCAGGAGAGAAAAAGUCUUACAGCGGGUGGUGGAAAAGUGCCUGAGCUUAGGAGCCCAGAAGGCCUUGUACGUAGCAGCGGACAUGUCCAGUAACUCAGACCCAGACAGGGUGGUUGAGUUUGCUGUGGAGCAGUUAGGAGGUCUGGACUACCUUGUUCUCAACCACAUUGGUUCUAGUCCCUUCAGCAUGUGGGAGGGAGAUGUACAGCACCUUCUGUGGCUGAUGAAGGUCAACUUCCUGAGUUAUGCUCAGAUGGCCUGGAAGGGUCUCCCUAUCCUGGAGCAAAGUAAUGGUGCUCUAGUGGUCGUUUCGUCCCUUUUAGGUAAAAUGACCAGUCCCUUUGUGGCUCCAUACACCUCAACCAAAUUUGCAUUGAAUGGCUUCUUUGAGGGUUUUCGUCAUGAGCUGACUCUGAAGAAGAGCAAUGUAUCCAUCUCCAUAUGCACACUGGGCCUCAUUGACACUGACGCAGCCAUGGAGAAAGUCAAGGGUGUCACUAACGUACCAGCCUACCCUGCCAGUGAAGCAGCAUUGAAAAUCAUCAUGACAGGAGCCACCGGAGAGCGGGAUCUCUUCUACCCUUGGUACACCUACAUUGUGACACUUACUAAGGACUUCUUCCCCUCAGUCAGCGACUAUGUAAUACAAAGCUCCUACAACUAUGUCCCAUAAAAACAACAUGAGAUGAGUGUGUACUGUGACUUGAUAUUUAAGAUGUAUUGCUAUUUUUGUGACAGACGAAAUUAGCUUUCGGCAGAAAUGUUUGCUUUGUUCCUGGAUGGUCACCACAGGCAAACAGAUCAGGUUACUAAAUAUACAGAACCUUGACCUUUUUUGUUUUUUUUGCUUGUUAUU